Molecule: messenger RNA, 510 nt
Organism: Racocetra persica
Lineage: Eukaryota; Fungi; Glomeromycota; Glomeromycetes; Diversisporales; Gigasporaceae
Source: the annotation of a GenBank genome assembly
CAACAAGGUGUAUUGAAGGGUGAAGAAAUUUCUUCAAUGUUUUUCCGUGUUUGCACUGAGAUGAGUGUUGAGCAUUAUUUGAAACAAAAGGCAACCUCACAUGCGACUCCUGCUGUUGCGUAUCAGGCAAUUGAUGCCUUUUCAAAGUUGAUUGUUCUAUUGGUGAAAUAUCAUUCUGAUCCUGAUGGUGUCAACAAUAAUGUCGCUAAAAUCAACUAUUUGACAAAGAUUUUGUCAAUCAUUGUAUUGGUGCUUGCGCAAGCACAUGAACAACGAAGACAACAGUUCAAUCAAAAACCUUUCUUUAGAUUAUUUUCUAGUUUAUUAAAUGAUUUAAAUGCUUAUGAGCAACAGCUCCAACCUAUUUAUUUUCAAAUACUUACUGCAUUAAGCAAUAAUACAUUUCAUACAUUGCAACCAUUUUUCUUCCCUGGAUUUACCUUUGCAUGGCUUUCAUUAAUUUCCCACCGUCUUUUCAUGCCCAAACUUUUGCUCGCAGAAAAUCAAAAG